Talaromyces amestolkiae is the source of this 1023-nucleotide messenger RNA. RefSeq lists its product as uncharacterized. The transcript has a single exon. NCBI's taxonomy places the organism in Eukaryota, Fungi, Ascomycota, Eurotiomycetes, Eurotiales, Trichocomaceae. The record is from RefSeq and is a predicted model, not a curated record. Bases 1 to 1023 code for a protein of 340 amino acids.
AUGUCUACACCAAACGAUCUACGCAUUUCACGAACGCUGGGGGCCCUCUUAGGCGUCCACUGCGGGGACUCACUAGGCGCCACCCUUGAAUUCCAGCCCUGGUCACACAUUAUAAGAGAUUACCCCAACGGCUUGCGCGAAAUCAUUGGGGGCGGCUGCUUCAACUGGCCGGUUGGCCAUGCGACGGAUGACACCGAUCUAACCCGAGCAGUCCUCCUAGCCUACCGAGACUAUGAGGAAACUAAACAAGCUGGAAACAUCCAGUCGGUGGAUAAGUUUAAUGUCGCCAAAGCAGCAGCUGAGUACUCGCUCAAAUGGAAUGAGGGCGACUGGCCAGGUCGCAAGAAAGGGUCCCGUCCAAUUGACAUUGGGAACGCUACGAGAACUGGCUUACAGCAGUUUAAGAGGUCAAAAGACCCAACGAAAGCUGGCGCAGGGAUUGGCAGUGCGGGAAAUGGAAGUUUGAUGCGGUGUAUUCCGACUGCGCUAUUUGCGUCAAAUGAGAGGCGACAAAACGAGUCGAUAGCGAUCAGCGAGUUCACUCACAAUGAUCCGAGAUGCACGGUCGCUUGCGCAGCAUAUAACGAGAUCGUUGCUGCUCUUGUUAAUGACCGGACGCCGCGAGAAGCUGUAGAAAUUGGCAAGAAGGUUGCAAACGAUUUGGACUGCGCGAAGGUUACAGAUGCUAUCAUUGAGGGAGAGACGCUUCCUUUGGCGAAGAUCGCUAGUGGGGGUACCCGGGAUACAUCGUUUACUCCGUCUGGGUAUGUCCUCAAUAGCCUAAAGCUUGCGAUUGCGGCCUUGCUAGAUUCGAGGUCUUUUGAGGAAGUGUUAGUAGAUGUCGUGCGGAUCGGAGGAGAUAGUGAUACAAACGGGGCCAUUGCAGGCGGUCUUUUGGGUGCGAGAGACGGAAUAGAGAACAUCCCGGAACGAUGGUUGGAGAAACUGCAGUUUCGGAAGGAAUUCGAGGAUAUGACGAAGCGCAUUCUACAACUGCAAGAGAGAGUGAACAAAGCAUCCUAG